AUGGCGGAGCUUAAUAAGGAAGAUGACCUCGUUACUUCGCCUAUUUUACACUUCGUUCAAGAAGUCAUACUCGUACUGGUCAUAACCGCAGCCAUCGUACUUAACUUUUCCGUCGUUUAUGUUAUUUGCAGAAACAAACAUCUCAGGAAGAUCACCACUAAUAUAUUCAUUUUAAACCUGGUCGUGUCUAACGCUUUAAUGGCGAUAUUUGUGAUGCCACUGAGCUUGGCAACGUUUAUAAGAUUGGGUUGGACCAUUGAUUCAUCGCUUUGUAAGAUGAAUGGAAUUUCCAGCACCAUGUUAUGCUUUGCAUCCAUCUCGACUCUAUGCUGUAUCAGUGCUGAUCGAUACUUAGCAGUGGUCAGACCAAUGCGCUACAAGCAUGUACUGACCCCUAAGAAAGCGUUGUACAUGCUCACGCUGGUGUGGCUAGGAUCUCUAUCUCUCGCUUGUUUGCCUUUGAUCACGAACUACGAGUUUCACCCUGGAACAAACCACUGCUCCCCUGCAUGGCACCGUAGCUGUGAAUUAUACGGAUUUAUGACUGUUUUAGCCCUCGGAAUACCUCUAGUAACUCUUCUUUCCACUUAUGGCAUGAUAUAUUCGUCAGUGCGUAAGCAUACUAAAAGAGUUUCUCAUUGGAAGGUUUCAACAAGUGCCACAAGCGGGUAUUGGGACAGCACGUGCGUACGAGAAGCUGAAAUCACAGGACACGAAAUAGACUCGUUCCUCACUAAUUCAGCGCUUGAUGAAGAACAGAACGUAACAGAACGGAAUUUCAGUAGAUUCAAAGAGUCUGUUGAUCAGAAUGAUUCGGAAAAGUCCAUUGCACGUUUCAGGGCUUUUGGAUGCAAGGAAGAAUCUUUCAAGUCAGACGUUCCAGACAGACUGCGAGACGAAAAGUUUCGAUCGUAUUCUGCGGGAUGCCAGCACGCUGGAAUGGACGAGAAUCCUCUUCCUUUAUUGUUACGAAUGAAGUUAGCUGCGCGACCGCGAUCAUGCUCUGUCAGCGUGAAGUUGUCUGUCAGUGAGCUCGUACCAGGAACAGUUUCACCUUUUUUCAGCCGGCGUGGCCUGGUAGGAGAACAAUUGCACAGAUCACUAAGCCUAGGUAACUACUGCACACCGAAGGAUAAAAAGUCUAUUUCGUCAGAGCCAAAGUCGCGCAGCACUGUAGAAUUGAACCAGACCACUGAUUCAAUCAGGGAAGAAAAGCCUUCUCAUUCAAUUAGUUUUACAGUAACCAACGCUUCUACUCCCGCGGCGAGCCCCGACUUAAAAAUUCCAGUCCCGUUGUCUUUGAACAGAGUGAUUUUGCCAGAUCAGAGGUUUUCCGGAAACCACCAUGAAACGUCACAGUGUUCAGAUGAGUCGAGACAAGCAUGGAAUUCAAAAACCAGUUCUAACCAACUUCAGUUAUCGCCAACUCCAAUCCCUAUUUAUGAUAAACCUGUUACUCCGCAUAACCCUGAUCGUGGUAGGAAAGAAAAUUUACCAGAACUGAUCCCUCAGCCGAAAUCUCGUUCGCGAUCUCUCAGUUUUGGAACGUUGCAUGACGCGUCUGACAAGAAACCAACGUUGCUUAAAGCACCUACCGCGCAGAAAAUAAGCUCGCCCUUAUUACGACUUCGGGCGAUUUCAAAAUUUAAAAGCAAACUUCGUGUUAGCGUCGUACCGCGCGAGUACAAGGUGGCUAAAAUCGGGUUCAUUCUCGUGAUGGUUUUUUUCUUAUCUUGGGGUCCGUACAUGAUGGUGCAUAAUUGUCAGCCCUCUUACAAAACCCCUCUGUGGGUGUACCGAAUAGCCAUGUGGUUGGUGUACUUGUCAUGUGUUUUGAAUCCUAUCGUUUAUGCAUUAUCAAGUAAACAUAUCAGAACAGCUUUCAGGAACCACAUGAGGUGCGGUAAAAGACUAAAUGCUCGUAUAUCAGUGCGUCGUGCGCGACGAAGAGCGGCAACGAUAGCUUGAAUAACAGCUAUGUUCGUAGAGAACAAAUUAAUGUAGGAGUGGAUCUUUAAAAUGCGCAAUCCGUAGUUAUGGUUCCUUGUGACAUUCAACUGAAAAAUUUUUAUUGUUAUAUCCUUGACUUGUGGUGCUAUAAAUAUUCUAAGAGGCUCCUACAAUAAAUUGUUGAAAUAGUAGGUGGUCAUCUAGAGGAAAGAAUUAACUCCUUGAACAGUGCUGUAUGGUGUUGGUGACUGCCCAAAUUGACAUACCACCCAGUAUUAAAAAUUCAAUGUAAAUCUAUUCUGCUCAAGUCCAAGUUUACCCUCAGCAUCAAGAGAAAAGUGAGUGGUGACAAAAUCACUAUAUUUACAGUGCAAUGGUAUCUAUGAAAUGUAAUCUUCAUUUAAACACGAUCAAUUCAUCAGCCCAUAAAAAAUACAUAUCACAUACG
Messenger RNA from Stylophora pistillata, 2398 nucleotides. RefSeq lists its product as uncharacterized. Gene Ontology annotation, cellular component: plasma membrane; endosome. Gene Ontology annotation, molecular function: G protein-coupled receptor activity. The record is from RefSeq and is a predicted model, not a curated record. Gene Ontology annotation, biological process: G protein-coupled receptor signaling pathway. NCBI's taxonomy places the organism in Eukaryota, Metazoa, Cnidaria, Anthozoa, Scleractinia, Pocilloporidae.